Messenger RNA from Spinacia oleracea (spinach), 3330 nucleotides. RefSeq names its product disease resistance protein RPS2. The record is from RefSeq and is a predicted model, not a curated record. Bases 275 to 3208 code for a protein of 977 amino acids. Lineage: Eukaryota; Viridiplantae; Streptophyta; Magnoliopsida; Caryophyllales; Amaranthaceae. Gene Ontology annotation, molecular function: ADP binding. The transcript is spliced from 2 exons.
UGUGGAAACAUGGCGGAAGGCACACAAUAUUUUCACUUGGUAGGCGUAUUGAUUAAUUUAUCGUGUGCAAUUAAGGCCCACAAUUUGAUUAGUGGGUUCGGGAGUUGACAUUUUGAGUAAAGGAAGAAGGAGAGACUAGAGAGAGAGAGAGAGCAGAGAGAGAGAGAGAGAGAGAGAGCAGAGGUUCGUCUGGAUCCCGUGCUCUUGCCUCUUGCUGUGUUCGUUAAUCGUUAUCCCAAUUUCAACACUCGCAUUUCUGUGACGCUCACUCAAGAUGGAUGAAGCGGUUUCAGAUAUUUAUCGCUCUUUCAAGGAUAAAUAUGACCUUGCUGUUAACGUGGAUGACAUCUUCCAAGAUCUUCAGCAACAAGCGAAAUAUCUGUUUGCCAAGGAGGUAGAUAUGAGUAGAUUAAUUGCUAGUCACUUAGCUAAGAGGAAGAUGCAUGAAUGUGCUACUUGGCUAGAUGAUGUGAAAAAAAUAAAACAGGAUUUUGAGGAUAUAAGAGAAAGAUACUUGAUUUCACGUGAACAUGGCCAAAGACUUGCUAAUUUACCUAGUAUUGUGAAGCUUGGUGAAGAGAUGAAAAAAAUAACUGAGGCAAUUGUUGUUCUCAAGGACAGGAUGAAACCUGAAAUCAUCUUUUCGAUGGGCAACAGUCUCUCUGUGGUUGAAAAGAAGUUUGUGAAUGAAUUUAAUGACGCGAGUACAUUUCAUGAUGUUGUAGAAAAGUUGUUGGGUUACUUGAAUGAUGAUAGUAUAAAGAGUAUUGGGAUAUGGGGUAUGGCUGGAGUUGGCAAAACAACAAUAAUGGAAAACCUAAAAUACAAGGUUGAAAAGCAUGGUAGGUUUGACAUUGUAAUAUGGGUAACAGUUUCUAAAGGAGGGAGUGUUCGUAAAAUACAACAGACAAUUGCAGACAGGUUAAAACUAAAUGUUGAGAGCAUUUGCAGUGAUUAUCAUCUUCCGUUAAUACUUCGUAAUUCUCUGGAAAAGAAGAAGUAUCUUGUACUUUUAGAUGAAUUGUUUUCAGAAGUUGAUUUACGUGCUGUUGGAAUUCUUCGUAGUCAUGAGCAUGGAAAAAUCGUCUUGGCUACUAGAUACAGACCCUUGUGUGGUUUGAUGGAUAUGGAUGAAGAUAUCAAAGUGGAGAGGAUGAGCAAAGGAGAUGCUUGGAAGCUCUUCCGUAAGGUUGCCGGUGAAGCAGUAGAGCAUCCAAUUAUCAGGCCAUUAGCUGAGAGAGUGCUUAGAGAGUGUGGGGAGCUACCACAGUUGAUUAAAGUGGUGGCAAGGAUGCUUAAAAACAAAUAUAGUGAAGAUAUAUGGCUAAGAAUAUUGUCAAAAUUGCAAUCACCAUCAGAUUAUCAGCUGCAACCCAUGGAAAAGGUGUUGGAUGUUUUCAGACUAGUGUAUGAUAGAUUAAGUGACAACCUGAAACGUUGCUUACUAUACGCAGCAUCGUUUCCUGAAGACCAUGAGAUUUGCCAAGACUAUUUAAUAGAGUGCUGGAAAGCCGAAGAAUUAAUUGCUAAGGCGCACAUGUUUUCAAAGGAACGUCAAGAAGGACGGAACUUAUUGGAAACUCUCAUAGAGAAAUACCUUUUCAACAGGUGUAAGGAGGUGUAUGUGAAAAUGCCUCUCAUAUUCCGAAAAAUGGCACUCAAGAUAGCCAAUGUGGAUAAUAACUGGUUAUUGCUGGUAACACCUGAUGAAAAGCUUGGGUAUCCUCCAGUUGAACAAUGGAGACGUGCACGAGUUAUUUCUCUGAUCUGCAGUAACUUACAGUGUUUACCUGCAAAGCCUGAAUGCUAUAUGCUCUCUACAUUGUUUCUCCAACAAAAUGAAAUGCUGACCAGUAUUCCACCAUCAUUCUUCGAAUUGAUGCCUUGCCUCAGAGUUUUGGACUUAAGUGGUACGGGGAUCACUUCAUUGCCAAAUUCUAUUACCAAUUUAGCCAACUUAAGGGGGCUUUAUCUUAAUUAUUGCCGACAAUUGUCAGCAUUAGCCAAAGAAGUUGCUCAACUCAAAAAUCUCGAAGUACUUGAGAUUUGUCAAACUGGUCUUUGUGGUUUGCCUGCUGAUAUUGGAGAAUUGACACAACUUCAGUGCUUGAAAGUCUCAUUUAUUAGUUGCAUGCAUCAUGAAACACAGGACAUUGAUUUGAUCCCUUCUGAUAUGGUAAAAAAGCUUUCCUUAUUGCAGGAAUUGACAAUUGAUGUUGAUCCUCUUGAUAUAAGGUGGAAUCGAAUAGCGCUUGUGAUUGCUAAAGAGGUAGCAACACUGCCAAUGCUGAAUAGUCUUUCUUUCAACUUCCCUACCUUGAAAUGUUUGGAAGUUUUUAUUGCAAGCAGCAUAUCUUGGAACAGCAGCCGCUUUCCUCUUAUAGAUGACAAAUUGAGAUCCUUCCGGUUAACAAUUGGCGUCCCUGUGAAAAAUCAACUACGUCAGUUAGACAUCUCCAAAUGCUUGGCAAAACGACAUCUUAAAUAUUCUGACGGUAAAGACAUUUCUAAUGCAAUAAAGGACGUGCUUAAACGAGUUUGUGCAUUUGAGAUGGUUGGCCACGAGAGUGUUGAAAAUUUGUCAGAUUUCGGUGUUGAUACCACAGAGUGCCUGGAAAUUUGUGUCAUUGAAGAAUGUGAUAAAAUUGAAAAAAUCGUGGGUGAAGAUGCGCCUAUGGUUGUUCUGUUUCCCUGGUUGAAAGAGCUUCAUUUACUGAAACUUGAGAAAUUCGAAACUAUUUGGGAGGGAUCAAUCUGGCCUGGAAGCUUCGCAAAGUUAAAUACCCUUACACUGUAUGAUUGUUCGUAUGUGAAAAAGCUACUCUCCAUUGAAAUGACUAAACAUCUCAGGGAACUUCAAUACUUAAGAGUUGAGAAAUGUUGUCAGAUUACUGAAAUAAUUGCAGCUGAACGUCCUGAACUUGCCCUCUCUCUGAUGGUGGAUUCAUCUGGUACACUUCCUUCCCUGAAAAAACUGGAACUCAUUGGUUUACCGAAUCUGGUUAACAUCUAUGGUGAUGAUUCAUUUGAGUGGCAUUCUCUUCAAAAGUUGGAAAUCAUUGCGUGUGAAAGGCUGAUAGUUUUACCUUUCAAUGGUACAAAUGCGGUGCGAUUACAAUCCAUCCACUGUGCUGAAGCUUGGUGGGAAGCACUGGUGUUGCAGCAUCAAGUGAAAACUCAGCUACAUGAAAUUUGCUGCUUCUUUUAAGCUUAAAAAGACCAUGGAAAUGUUUUCUAGGUGAUCCAGUUUCAACUUUUCAAAUGUUGUGAUAUCCAAUCAUCCAUUUGCAAAUUGAAUUUUCUUUCAUAAGUGAAUUUUGAUCUAUACAA